AUGGCUCCGACAAGGCUUCAACUACAAAAUCAGUCUCAAAGAUCUAAUGAAACCUUCAAGGAAUAUGCUCAACAUUGGCGCGAGAUGGCGUCUAGGGUUCAGCCAGCAUUAUCUGACAAUGAAUUAGUAGAUAUCUUCAGGGGUACACUACAAGGGCUGUAUUUUGAGAAGAUGAUCGGCAGUUCAUCAACAAAUUUGUCUGAUAUGGUAAUCAUUGGGGAACAUGUUGAGAGUGGGCUGAAAUCAGGGAAAAUCACAUACACGACCGCACAACAGACAACCAACAAGAGGCCACAUGGGGGAUUCGCUAAAAAGAAGGAGGGGGAAGCAAACGCUAUGACGGCGAAGGCUCGCCCCCGAUAUCAAUUUUCUGAUGGCCCUUAUGAUGUAUUAUCCAUAUCCAUACGUCACCGUAGCUUAAUAUCAGCAUCCUUCAUUCUAGUACCAACCGCAGAAAGUCACAAUCCUAAUUCCACAAGCGCUUUCCAUGCAAGGUAUAUAGGGCAUUCCAUCGAGGACUGUUUGGCUCUCAAAAAGAGGAUCCAAGAGUUAAUUGAUCAAGAGAUUUUGUCUUUCUUCGAAGAAAAACCUAAUGUGAAGACUAAUCCCUUGCCAAACCACAGUGGCGCAGCAGUCAAUGCUGUGAUCAAAGAAGAGACUGUCGAAUCUAUACUAAGGGUUGAGGAACUGAAGGGUUGUGUGCAAGAACUAAUGGACCAAGGGUUAAUACAAUUCUCCAAGCCUCAAGCAGCAGAAGAGGUGACAGUAAUCGAACCAAUAAUAAUUGUGUACAGAAAAAAGAAGGUUGAAGCUCCUCCCAAGAGGAUUCAGCCAAUUCAUUUCCGUGUUCCCACUCCGUUCCCGUAUCAGAAUACUAAGGCAGUGCCUUGGAAUUAUGAGACUACAACGUAUUUGGUAGGAAAAGAAAUUCGUAUUCCUGACACAAAAAUCAUCAACAUUGCUAGAACGGGAGGCAUGACUCAAAGUGGUCGUGUAUUCGCUCCUAAUUACACUCCUAGGGUGUCUCCAACACCCACAUUUAUCCCGCCUAAGGAGAAGGUUAUUGACAACAAAGCUGCAGAAUCUGAAACAUCCAAGGGUAAAGGGCCGAUGGUUGAGAAAGAACAGAUUGAAGACCACAUGAAGAGUAUCACUUUUGAGGAAAGCCAAGAAUUCCUCAAAUUGAUCAAGAAAAGUGACUUCAAGAUUGUUGACCAGUUGAAUCAGACCCCCUCCAAAAUAUCAAUUUUAUCUUUGCUGUUGAGUUCUGAGGCUCAUCUCAAAGCAUUGCUGAAAGUUCUAAAUACCGCUCAUGUGAUGCAAGAUAUCACGGUCGAUCAAUUUGACGACGUGGUUGCCAAUAUCAUCGCCAGUAGGUAUCUGGGAUUUAAUGAAGCAGAGCUACCUCUUGAGGGAAAUGCCCACAACAAAGCACUACACAUUUCGGUCACAUGUACUGACUCUCUCUUAUCCCGAGUCCUUGCUGAUACUAGUUCUUUGCUUAAUGUACUGCCAAAAUCUACAUUGAGCCAAUUAUAG
Lathyrus oleraceus (garden pea) is the source of this 1539-nucleotide messenger RNA. RefSeq lists its product as uncharacterized. The transcript has 4 exons. Lineage: Eukaryota; Viridiplantae; Streptophyta; Magnoliopsida; Fabales; Fabaceae. The coding region runs from base 1 to 1539 and encodes 512 amino acids. The record is from RefSeq and is a predicted model, not a curated record.